This is a messenger RNA of Phodopus roborovskii (desert hamster), 3552 nucleotides long. RefSeq names its product EGF-like and EMI domain-containing protein 1. Gene Ontology annotation, molecular function: protein binding; calcium ion binding. Lineage: Eukaryota; Metazoa; Chordata; Mammalia; Rodentia; Cricetidae. The record is from RefSeq and is a predicted model, not a curated record. The transcript has 24 exons. Bases 139 to 3294 code for a protein of 1051 amino acids.
CAGUCCUCGAGAGCGAGCCCGGAACUUGCAACUUCUGCCUAGCGAGCCCAACUUCUGCGCGGGAUUCGGACUUGCAGAUCCCGAGCGGCGCACAGCGCGCAGUCGGGGCGGUGGCCCCGCAGACUCAGCCUCACCGAGAUGACCUCCCCACUGUGGUUCUGGUGCUUCUUCGUCUGGGCGGUCGACCGCUGGCCGCCAGGAAGCGCCCUACAGCUCCAGCCCGGCAUGCCACAUGUUUGCAAAGAGGAGAAGCUGACAGUAGUAGGGCUGUCACGCCCAUGCACCCAAGCUUUCAUAGACACCAUCAAGUUCUGGAAACAAGGUUGUACAGGCUCAAGGUGGUGUGUGGCAUAUGAGAGAAGGACCCGCUACUACACUGUCUAUAGGCAGGUGUAUGUCACAGAGCACAAGACAGUCUUCAGGUGUUGCCCUGGUUGGAGUCGAUGGAAUGAUGAACCAGGCUGCCUCACUUCUGUGUCUUCUCUGGGAACCCAUUUCAGUGGAAGGCUGUGCUCAGAUGAUGCUGAUCUACGGUGCCUGUGCUCACAAGGGUUCCAUGGACCCCACUGUCAAUAUGAUAUAAACGAAUGUGCUGUUGACAAUGGUGGCUGUCAAGACCAAUGCUGCAAUACGAUUGGCAGUUAUUACUGCAGAUGUCAAGCUGGCCAAAAGCUGGAGGAAGAUGGCAAAGGAUGUAAAGACAUCGAUGAAUGUGCGCUGGUGAAUGGAGGCUGCCAGCAGCGCUGUAUUAACACUCUGGGCACCUUCCACUGUGUGUGUGAUACAGGGUACAGACGCCAUGCUGAUGAACGCACCUGCAUAAAGACAGACACCUGUGCAGGUGGGAAUGGAUGUGCUCACCUAUGUCAAAGCGAGAAUGGUGUGGCCAGGUGUGCCUGCCAUGCUGGGUACCAGCUGUCUGAAGACAAAAAGGCCUGUGAAGACAUAAAUGAGUGUGUUGAAGAGCUUACUCCCUGUGCUCAUCGCUGUGUAAAUUCAGAGGGGUCCUUCACUUGCGCCUGCCACCCUGGCUUUGAGCUAGGGGCUGAUGGAAAACAUUGCUAUAGAAUUGAAUUAGAAAUUGUAAAUAUCUGUGAAAAGAACAAUGGUGGUUGUUCUCAUCACUGUGAACCUGCAAUUGGUGGACCCCAUUGUUCCUGUAACCAUGGACAUCAGCUCGAUACAGAUGAGAAAACAUGCAUAGACUUUGAUGAAUGUGAGAGCGGAGAUGCCUGCUGUGCCCAGCUCUGCAUCAACUAUUCAGGAGGCUACGAAUGCAGCUGUCAGGAAGGCUUUCAGAUCAGUUUGGAUGGUUGUGGAUGUGAUGCUUUAGAUGAUGAGCAGUUGGAGGAGGAAGAAGAAGUACUAGACAUCCUGAGGUUUCCAGGUCUUUUGGUUCAAAGCUCCCCUCAGCCAUUCCCUUAUCAUGCUCCUUCUCUGACCACUUCAUAUGAAGAUGAAAACAGUUAUGAAGAAGACCAGGAAGCAGCAGGAGAGUUCCAAGGGCUGUCAGCCUUGAAGAGAGUGGUCUGUUUAGAUGGCACCUUUGGUCUGGACUGCAGCUUGAGCUGUGAGGACUGCAUGAAUGGAGGUAGAUGCCAGGAAGGAGAGAGUGGGUGCCUCUGCCCAGAAGGCUGGAAUGGCAUUCUUUGCAAUGAAAGCAGCACCUUAACAACUGGGGAUCAGCAAGCUCCUUUGGCUUGUUCCACAGACACCAAAAGAAGGGAGUGCAGAGACACCUGCAAUUGUCAGAAUGGAGGCACCUGUGAUCCUCAGACUGGGCAGUGCCGAUGCCCCCCAGGGGUUUAUGGGAAAAUUUGUGAAGAAGGAUGCCUGAAAGGAUUCUUUGGGAAGAACUGCAAAAGGAAAUGUCACUGUGCCAACAAUGGCCAUUGCCACAGGGUGUAUGGUGCCUGUAUAUGUGAUCUGGGGCGCUAUGGGAGAUUCUGUCACCUCAGUUGUCCCAGGGGGACCUAUGGAGCUGGCUGUUCUUUGGAAUGCCAGUGUGUGGAGGAGAAUACCCUGGAUUGCAAUGCCAAAAAUGGUAGCUGCACCUGCAAAUCUGGUUACCAAGGCAACAGGUGCCAGGAAGCCUGCCCUGAUGGCCUCUGGGGACCAGAAUGCCAGUUUUCCUGCGGACUCUGUGAAAAUGGAGGUCAUUGCAAUGAAAAGUCUGGGAACUGUGACUGUGCUCCUGGUUACGCAGGAAAAUCCUGUGCCAUGUUCUGCCCACCAGGCACGUAUGGGAAAGACUGUAACCAGGUAUGUCAGUGUUCAGCAAAGAACCAAGACUGUCAUCCAGUCACUGGGAGAUGUACCUGUCUGCCUGGCUACCAUGGGGACCGCUGCCAGCUCCGGUGCCCAAAAGACACUUAUGGUCCAAACUGCCAAGAAACAUGUAAGUGCCUGAAUGGAGGUCAAUGUGGAAGUCCACUUGGCACCUGUACCUGUCCUCCUGGCUUUUUUGGGGCAGACUGCAGUCAAACAUGCCCUGGAGAUUAUUAUGGGCAGGAUUGUGUCCAACGGUGUUUCUGUGGCUCAGGAAAAUGUGAUCCAGUGACAGGAAGGUGUCAUUGUCCACCUGGCCUGAUGGGAUCAAAGUGUCAGCAAGGUUGUCCACAGACAAGAUAUGGCACCAAUUGUGAGCUCAAUUGUAUGUGUAAAAAUGGUGGACUCUGCAAUCCUGUGGAUGGAAGCUGCACCUGUGGCCUUGGGUGGACUGGGGAUUACUGUGAGAAAGCAUGCUCUCCUGGUAAUUAUGGCCCAGACUGCAAAUUCAAUUGCUCAUGUCAGAAUGGUGGUAUUUGCAACAGGCUUUCUGGAGGCUGUGAGUGCCCCGAUGGGUACUAUGGACAAGGCUGUGAACAUGAAUGUCCUCCUGGAUUUCAUGGUUUAAAUUGUGUUCACAUCUGUGACUGCCAGAAUGGAGCCAGUUGUAAUGUAACAAGUGGACUCUGUGUUUGCCCAGCAGGUUUCCAUGGCAACCAUUGUGAACAAGAAUGCCCACUUGGAAUGUUUGGGGAAAAUUGUCAUCAACUUUGUGAUUGUGAAGGAGAAAGUUCUUGCCACCCAAUCACAGGAAAAUGCCUCUGCCCACCAGGGAGGGCAGGAACAAGAUGUGAAACAGAAUGUAAGACAGGCCACUAUGGACCCGACUGCCAGCUGCUAUGUGAAUGCUCCCAGGAAGCUCACUGCAACCCUGUAAAUGGCAGCUGUGUUUGUCCCAGGAGGAGGAUGGGCCCAACCUGUGAGGAGAAUGCCUUGGCUCCUCUUCAGCCUUCGGAAGGCGAAUAGAGCCUCUUUUGCAACUCCUCUCAGCUUAUCAUCUUAACCCUGGCCGGGAAUACAGUCACUGAUCUCCUUCCCAAUCUGGAACAUCACAAAGUGAAAAAGAGACGCCUCAAGUUUACCACACCCAUGCCCGAUUCUCGUUCUUCAGCCCAACCUUGUGAACUUCCUUUCCCUGAAGAACACACUCCAAAAAAAGAGUGUUUGUUCAGGAUCAGAACCACAAUAACAUCUGAACUAAUAAAAGACGCUUUUAAGAAAAUA